AUGAAUGAAACAACUGGAAUGGAUUCAUCUGAUGAAAUUGAUAUUCUAAUGGAGGAAUCCCCUCUAGAUGUAGGAGACGCUAUACAAGAAGACAAUAACUCUUCGUUACACAGUAUGGAUAAUGAAGAAAGGGAGAAAAGAUAUAAAAAUUUACUUAAACUUUUACAAAAUAGUAAUAAAUUAUCUAAUGCAUUUGACACCAAAUUGAAAAAUUGUAAACUUCAAAUUAUUAAAAAAGAACUAGAAAAAUCUAAUAAAGUUGAUGAAAAUGUACCCAUUAAAGUUGAAGUUGAUCCAAACACAGUUUCAAAUAAUCAACCAAUCGAAAAUGAAGAAUACGAAGAAUGUUAUUUAAAGUUAUUUAAACAACCAAUACUAUUUAAUGGAACACUUAAAAAUUACCAGAAAGAGGGUCUUUUAUGGAUAAGAACGUUGUUUGAAAAUGGUUUAAAUGGUAUCUUAGCUGAUGAUAUGGGGCUUGGUAAAACUAUUCAAGCUAUUGCUUUCUUGUGUUUCCUUUCGGAAAUGGGAAUAAGUGGACCAUUACUUGUAAUUGCUCCGCUGUCUACAAUUCCCAAUUGGUUAUCUGAAUUCUCUAAAUUUGCUCCUCAAUUGAAGACUUUGUUAUACCAUGGUAAAGAUACUCAACGCUCUGAUAUUAGAUCACAAUUUAAUACAAAUUAUAAAGUGGGAAAUUUAAACUGUACAUGUAUUGUGAUUACAACUUAUGAAAUUUUGCGUUCGGACAUACAAUUCUUAAAGAAAUAUCAUUGGAAGUAUAUUACAAUUGAUGAAGGUCAUAAGCUGAAAAACUCUCUAACCUUAACAAACAAAUGCCUACGAGAAUUUGAUUGUGCAAAUAAACUCAUACUUACUGGGACACCAAUUCAGAAUAAUAUGAAUGAACUAUGGACUUUAUUAAAUGUAUUGAUGCCACAAUUAUUUAAUGAUGUAAAAGAUUUUAGCUCAUGGUUUGUGAUAGAUGACUUUUAUGGUACAAAUGACAGGAUUAUUAAUAUAGCUACAAAAGAUGAAAUAUUGGAUAUCAUAGUAAAAAUACUAAAACCUUUUAUUUUGAGAAGGCAAAAAACAGAAACUGAUCUAAACCUACCACCAAAGAAAGAAAUUGUUAUUUAUGCUCCCAUCACAGAACUGCAACACAAAUUGUACAAGGCUACAUUGUCCAAGGAAAUGAAUACAUUGUUAAAUAAAGAACUGGAAACACAGAGUGAGCUUGAAGUAUUGCCUAAAAGAAAAUGUGUACAAUCUAUUGAAAGGUAUACUGAGACUAGGGCCAUAAGAAAAACUGAACCAAUACAAAAAGUUGAGCCAAAAGAUAUGGCUGUCUCAUUAGUUUUCCUAAAUCCAUUUAUUCAAUUAAAGAAAAUAUCUAAUCAUCCAUACCUUGUUCAUAUGCCUUUAAUUCCGGGCGAAAAAAAAAUACUUGUUGAUGAAAAUAUUGUUAAUGCUAGUGGAAAAUUUCUAAUAUUGGAUGCGAUGUUAUCAAAAUUAAAAUUGCUCGGACAUAAGGUGUUGCUGUUUUCUACAAUGACACAGUUAUUAGAUCUAAUUGAAGAGUUUUUGAUCUUUCGUUCCUAUCAAUACACUAGAUUAGAUGGUACAAUGGACAUUGCUGAUAGAGUGGUAGCAAUUACUACAUUCACCAAUGAUCCCGAUUGUUUUUUGAUGUUAAUAUCAACGCGUGCUGGUGGACUCGGUUUGAAUUUGACUGCAGCAGAUACUGUUAUCAUAUUUGACAGUGACUGGAAUCCACAAUGUGAUUUACAAGCCCAAGAUCGGUGUCAUAGAAUUGGCCAAGUAAAACCAGUUGCUGUUUACCGUUUAUGUACUAAAAGCACAGUUGAUGAAAAGAUAUUAGCACACGCUGCUGCUAAGAGAAAACUUGAAAAAAUUGUCAUUGGGAACGGUACAUUUAAUAGAAGCACAAAAAUCAACUUAUCCAAUAUAAAGGAACUGAUGAGUUUGUUAGAAUCGUCUGAUUAUGAUCAACAAAUACAGUCUAAUGGAUUUAUAUUGUCGGAUGAAGAAUUGGACUCACUUUUAGACCGAUCCGAUAUGGUUAAUUCAAAACCAAAGGCAAAUCGUACUCAGUCCGCCAAACAUUUCGAAGUAUUGACCUAA
Molecule: messenger RNA, 2142 nt
Organism: Macrosiphum euphorbiae (potato aphid)
Lineage: Eukaryota; Metazoa; Arthropoda; Insecta; Hemiptera; Aphididae
Source: the annotation of a GenBank genome assembly